AUGUUUCUUAUACGUGUAUUGGUGCCUCUGUUCUGCCUUGGAAUAGAAGUUAUUGCGCGAGCCGUGGCCGAACAAGUUGAUAUCCGCGAAAUAGCAGCCGACAAGGGUACAAAUGUGACAAUACCUUGCGGAGGAUUUCUUAAACAAAACACUUCUAAUGUUCAAUGGGUGCAUAGAGGCAAUCGCACUCAUCACACAGUGCUGAUAGACGGAAGCUUGGUUUUAAAGCAAGUGGGCGUAAACGAUGAAGGCCUCUAUGAGUGCGGCGUAGAGAACGAGACUGCAUACGUCGAUAGAGUCAAUCUUACAGUCAGAACGGAACCACCGCCACUGGCCAACGUGACAGUCCACGCGUCGACAAUCCUCGCGCUGAUACUGUGGAACGUGGCGGGCGACGGCGGGCACCCCAUUAUCGACUUCACGGCGCAGUAUCGCUCUGCGAUGCCGGUCAACGGCACUCUCGAGCCGUGGCGGCCGAUCAGCCCCAACCACAUCAGCCCUAACUCGCGUCAAAUAGACGUGUACCACUUGGAGCCUAACGCGUCGUACUGGUUUCGCGUGUGGGCGACUAAUGUGCUGGGCCCCGGUCCACCCGUCGAGGUGCUCGCCACCACGCUGUACAGCGACCAGGAAGCAGAGCUGUACAAGCACUUCCUGGAGGGCGCGGAGUCGUUCGACACGCGCACGUGGCUGGCGGCCGUGUGCGUGGUGUUGGGCACGCUGGCCGUUCUGGCCGCAGGUACCUGCGCUGUGCUGUGUCGCGAGUGGCGCCGCCCCGGUGAGCGCACGCCCUAG
Messenger RNA from Parnassius apollo (apollo), 795 nucleotides. Lineage: Eukaryota; Metazoa; Arthropoda; Insecta; Lepidoptera; Papilionidae. The record is from the annotation of a GenBank genome assembly.